CAUGGCUACCACUAAAGAACUUGAUGUCAGGUGGAUCCGAAGAUAUAGAAUAUUUUGUUUAGGUGGAUGUGUUAUAUGCGUUAUUCAAGUCUUCCUAGCUUAUAUAUUUUUUACAAUUCAUGCAGAUGAUGGAAAAAUUCUUGGGAAAUAUAUUAUUAGCAAAAAGGCUCCUUUGGAGCUAUUUGAUGAUCGAAAUGACGUAGAGUCUUCAAGGAGGUUUAAAGAAGGGUUAGAUGAUGAUGAAGAUGACAGCCCCGGAAACAGUAAUGCAGUCGAAACGAGAUUAAAAGUUCCACCUGAUAAAACUGAAAGUAAAAAUAGAAACAAAGUGCCUGCAAAAUCAAAAACAGAUUCUCACAGUCCAGAUGCCACACACCGCAGCAAUAAAACAUUUAGUCUUCGGCUGGAAGAGCUGGAUUUCGUGCCAAUGUGUGAGAUCACAGGUCGGGAGGCUGUGUCAGCCAUACAUCGCGCAAAGACGCAACACUGCAAACAGCUCUUGGCCAACAUCACGUGCCUUAACCUGCAAGGAGACUUGUAUCCCCAUCAACUUCCACACCUGUGUCCCAACAAUGGAAUGGAAGCAGGAAAAUUGCUGGGAUGUUACAAGGACGAGAAAGCCUUCCGUCUGUUGUCUGGCUACUAUACCAAUCUGAAGACAACCAACUCUCCUCAAAACUGUAUCAACUUGUGCCUUCAGUCUGGCUUUCCCUACGCCGGAGUGCAGUAUGUCAAUGAGUGUUUCUGCGGCAACGACGAGCCGCUGUCCACUGCUCGACUCCCAGACUCGUCGUGUAACAUGAAGUGUCCCGGGGACCCUAGGGAAGCUUGUGGAGGGUACUACACCAUGAAUGUCUACCAGACAGGGAUAGCUAAGUUUAGUGCCCAGCCACCCAGUGAACUGCGGCGUGACGGGGAGGGAGAGAGGGCGGAGGGCAGUGAGGGCGUGUCUCGACCCGUCAGAGUUGCCUUCCUACUCACUCUCAACGGCCGAGCUGUGCGACAGGUCUAUAGACUUAUCAAGGCUCUCUUCCAUCGCGACCACUACUUCUACAUUCAUGUUGAUGCGAGACAAGACUACAUGUUCCGUGAACUGUUGGCGCUAGAGAUGCAGCUCAGCAAUGUAAGACUGUCUCGCAGACGACACUCUACUAUCUGGGGAGGAGCUAGUCUACUCACGAUGUUGCUAGAGAGCAUGCGUGAGCUGGUAGAUGCUGAUUGGGAGUGGGACUUUGUCAUCAACCUCAGCGAAUCAGACUUCCCUGUCAAAAAAAAUGCCCAACUGGUGGAAUUCCUGACGUCCAACAGAGAUUUGAACUUUGUGAAGUCUCACGGACGGGAAGUGCAGCGCUUCAUCCAGAAGCAGGGGCUGGACAAGACGUUCGCGGAGUGUGAGGCACACAUGUGGAGGGCCGGAGAGAGACGACUGCCGUGGGGAGUGGUGGUGGAUGGAGGCAGUGACUGGGUGGCGUUGAGUCGUCCGUUUGUCACCUACCUGACCAGAGAGCCGAGGGACGACCUGAUCUCCGGUCUGUUGACGGUGUUCAAGUACACACUGCUACCGGCGGAGUCGUUCUUCCACACGACACUGCGCAACUCAGAGUUCUGCGCCAGUUAUGUGGACAACAACCUGCAUGUGACCAACUGGAAGCGACGGCUCGGCUGCAAGUGUCAGUACAAGCAUGUGGUGGACUGGUGCGGCUGUAGCCCCAACAACUUCAAGACUGAGGACUGGCUAAGGUUACAGGGCACUGAUCCAAGGCCGUUGUUCUUUGCAAGAAAGUUUGAGCCUAUAGUCAACCAGGAAAUCAUAUUCCAACUGGAAGAAUGGCUGUAUGGACCUUAUCCAAGUAAUGUGACCAGUCUGCACAGUUACUGGGAGAGUGUGUACCACUACCAGGAUGUGUCUCCGCAGUAUGAUGACACUCUAGGCACUAUGGCUGCCUCACUGACACGUCACGCCACCAGACAUCUGAGCGACUCUGCUGUACAUUGUAGCGUCUCCGCAGUCAAGGUGUACGAGAUCACCUCCUACCUACACAAUGACUACUACAAGGGCACUUUAAUUAAGUACUCAGCCAAGGUUAAAGGACAGGAUAACCUAAUGACGUUAGAAACAUGGUUUCGCCCUCAGAGCAAUUUCACUGUCUUGCACAACAGUGGGUUUGCGCAGAGAAUCAAGGCGCUGGUAGUAAGUUCCCAGUUUGACCAGAAGGAGCAGAUGUUCCGCAACUUGGCCCGAGUGUUGGGUGUCUGGUCGGAGCCUAGUGUGGCCGUUACAUUGGUGAGUGGCUCUAGUGGAGCGAACCUAACACUGCUCUGGGUCGACCCGACAGGUGUCUUGGCUGACGUAUCAGAGGCCAGUGUGGAUGAGACUUCUGCGAUAUACAAUGUAAAGCCCACACUGAAGACUCCUCUACUGCCAGGAGUGUGGUGGCUGAAGGUAGUGGUGGACAAUAGAGUGGUAGCUCACGCUGACUUUCUUGUGUCUCCACUUCAGUUCUCUUCCGGUGUAGUCCUCACACAGCAACAGGCCAGGUUUCAACACAGUGGCCCCACACAGUCGUACCAUGUCCAGGACUCCCCUCUACAGGACCUGCUUGAUGCCCCUGACCCCAGCCUAGCUGUCAGAGCAGAGGCCAACGCUCACAGAUACGGCAAGGACCUCACUCAGUGGAUCGACACUCUUGUGGCUAGGUUCUACUCAGUGGUUGAGUCUUGUGCUGUCACGUCCUCUACUCUAGAACUGUGUCAGUCUCUACAGCUGGAGCCGUGUGUCUCUACGUCAUGGAGCUCACUCACUCCAGACCCCAAGUCCACUGUCACGGCCAUCAACAAAACAACAGGCCGACUGUCCAGGUGGUGACCAAGGUUACGGGCCCCAGACUAGGGGCAACUUGCCAAGCCUACACUGAAUUGAUGUGAUACAGAAGACCAUAUUUAUAUAUUUUUGUGAAGAAUGUAAAGUGUACCUAAUGGCCAUUCUUUGUGAGCUGUAACAUGGUUGACAGAAACACCAGAAAACACUCACAUAGAAGGGUCCAAAUCACCCUUUGUAUGUCCCUGAUUGAAGACUUUUCGUAGGAAUAUUAUUUGUUUAAUGAUUUCCAAACUAAGUUUUUAACGUAUUGCUGCUGCUGUAGUUUUUCUCUUGGUUACAAUCUUUUUUGAAAAUCAUAAAAUUCUAGCAUUUUUUAUAUCAGCUGCAGUGAAAACACAUUUUAAUUAGUUUAAUUCAAAACUUACAAUUAAUUGGUUUUUUUUUUUUAUAAAAAUUUAAUAUGAUUAUUGUAGUUUAUCUGAUUUAUUUCGCCAACACGACAAUGUUUACUACCUGGUGCACAUAAUGGUGUCCGUGUUACCUUAAUUGGGGGCAAACAAAUUGUGGUCAAACCUUAAGAUCUUACCCAAACGUUGUUCUCUUAGUUUUAUCAUUAUUUAGUGUUGUCUUAAAAUACUACUUUUAAAUAAUUACAAUGACAUUUUUUCAAGUUUAAGACUUCAACAGCGAGUCUGUUUUAAGCAUUUUAAAUAUGUUGUAAUGAAACUAAAUUGUAAUUUUUCAAUAGUAUAGUUCAUACACAGUAACAAUCUUGGACUUCUUGAAAUUCUUAUUCUGGGUAAGAUCUUUGAGAUUAUUUAGGUAAAAUAUUUUAAGUGCCACUCGAUCAUCAAGUCGAUUGUAUUAGUGCAUUAAAUCUCAUCAUCACAGAUUGUAAAAAAUCAGAAAAUGGGUAUGCUAGAAAAUUUCUUAGUACAUUCUGAAAUAUGGAAAAAUAAGAUAUCUGUUUUAGUGAUUAGAGUGUUUAAAAUUAAUAAUCUUGGGGGUUUACCUUUAGGUAGUGUGUUGUUAGCCUGAUGGUUAGCAUCUCAAACAAGUCUGGUUCAACUACUAUAAAGAAUCGGACUAAUCUCUCUUAAAAUAAUUUGUGUAACUCUAAAUAAAAUUGUUUGUAAUUAAUAAAAAUUACAGCUAAAAUAUUGUGGUUUAAAGUAAUUUAGACUAAAUUCAUUAAAGUUUUAAUGUUUUCAAUUUUGUACUGAAUAAAAAUUCUUCAAUGGGCAUUUACUUAAUCUUUGUUACUAUUAAAAUAUUUUAAGGUAAAAUUUAUAUGUAGAAAUUAAGUUUGAGGUUUUAAACCUCAAAGCAUGAAUUUGAUUGAUGGCCACUAAUGUCAGACUCUUAAAACUGCUCAAAUAUAAAGAACUAGCAGAGUACCCGUCCUUCGUACGGGGUUGGAAUAUAAGUAUAAAAUGCUUAUUGCAGUUAUACUCAAGCUUUGUGAUUGCAAUGGGUGGAGGACACAGUUUGAUAAAAUUUGCUUUUUUUAAUUUACAGUAUUCUAUAGUAUUACACAUCUACCAUAGCCAUAAUGUUCUACCAUUUUACCUAAACAAUAGAGAAAAAUAAAUUAUCAAUUCGCAAAAUAUCACAAAUUAUUCAUGAAAUGAAAAACAUAUACAUAACUGUAAACAAUCCUACUUUGACAGUUCUCAUUGCGAAUCACAGUUUUUUGUUGCUGCUUAGUUCAAAUUAGCUGUUUUCAUAAAUGCAAAAAAAAAAUAGUGCUGCACCCUGUUGGUAAAUCUUAUAACUUUUUAAUGCUUUUCCAUAUCAUAGAACCAUCUUUUUUAGUUGAAACAGCUGACUAAAUUCUUCAAUUCCCUUUAAAUAUGAAUACUCAUAAGGUUAACGUGGGGAAUUACAGAGCCACUGGGGCGGAGCCCGAAAGGAUUUUUGAGAUAAGAAUAUGCCUAUAUGUUAAUCGGGAAUGUAAGCUAUCAUUAUGCCAAAUUUUAGCCCAAUCCGUCCAGUGGUUUAUGCGUGAUUGAACUUCAAACAAACAAACAAACAAACAAACAAACACACAAACUUUCACAUUUAUAAUAUUAGUAAGAUUUCUAUAUCUUUACUAGUUUUAGCUAUAAAUGUGAAGAGCAAUUAAAACCCACAAUUCACUCAUUUACAAAUCUGUGAUGUCGAGAUGCAAGUUUUAGCAAUAAUUGAUAGGCAAUGAGACAUGAAGCAUGAUCAAACUAAGGAUAUUCUAGGUUAAUGUAGAUUUACUAACUUAAUACCACACUAGUCUUGAAUCUUCUGCAAUUUUUACAUAUAUUUAUUUUAUGUAGCUUUAUUUUAUAAGAGUUUAAUUAAUAAGCGUAUAUUAUUUGUAAAUUUGAAUGUUGAAUGUUUUAGUGGUAUGUUGUUUAUAAAUGCUUUAUUUUACCUAUAGCUUUUUAGCUGCCGUUUGAAUAUUUGUAAAAUAUUUAGAAUUUUUAAGUGUGUAUAAUAUUGUGUGAUUGUCAAAAGAGAAUCGUAACCGGUCCUAAAAGUAACCAAUCAACAUGUUAUGUAUACAAUUGACCAGGUGUAAUGGUUUGUCAUACAAACUUUUACCGUAUACUAAAACAACUAGUCGAUUAUGGUGUGAAAUUUGUAUAAAAAAAUGUGUAACAGAUUGUAUUUGAACACGUUAAGUAAAAUUAUUUUUUAAAGAUAUAUUUACACUCAAUGUACUGUACUCAUAAACUCAAAGGUAAACAUAUUUUAAAUGGUAAAAGAAUGCUUAAAAUUUGUAAUGAAUAUUUAAUACCAUUAGUU
Macrosteles quadrilineatus (aster leafhopper) is the source of this 5602-nucleotide messenger RNA. Its product is annotated as xylosyltransferase oxt-like. The coding region runs from base 2 to 2866 and encodes 954 amino acids. The transcript has 17 exons. Gene Ontology annotation, cellular component: membrane. The record is from RefSeq and is a predicted model, not a curated record. Gene Ontology annotation, biological process: heparan sulfate proteoglycan biosynthetic process; chondroitin sulfate proteoglycan biosynthetic process. Gene Ontology annotation, molecular function: protein xylosyltransferase activity. NCBI's taxonomy places the organism in Eukaryota, Metazoa, Arthropoda, Insecta, Hemiptera, Cicadellidae.